Molecule: messenger RNA, 4253 nt
Organism: Seriola dumerili (greater amberjack)
Lineage: Eukaryota; Metazoa; Chordata; Actinopteri; Carangiformes; Carangidae
Product: neural cell adhesion molecule L1.1-like
Exons: 29
Coding region: 307-4185 (1292 amino acids)
Biological process (GO): cell-cell adhesion
Molecular function (GO): protein binding
Source: RefSeq, a predicted model, not a curated record
AGACAGAGACAGACGGAGAGAAGCAACACCUGCAGAGACAGUCGGCAGCCGGAGACGGGACAGUGGACCUGACAGUGAGAGGCAGAGAGCCUCACUCAGAGCCUCAGUGUGAAAGCGACACACACCCACCAACUUAAAACACACCGUUGUUUACUCCUCUCCGCUCUCCGAAGGGUCUGGGAGGUCCCUGGAGUGUGUGUCUGGUCGGGCGCACAAGCUGGGGAGCGUGUGUGUGUGUGUGCGUAUUUUUUUAUGUGUUGAUGAGUGUGUGGGUGUCUUGCGUCACUUUUGAUGGGACAUUGAGAGAUGUGUGUGUCACAGCGUCGGUGGAUGGGCUAUAGGGGGCCGAGCUCCCCCGCCCUCCCCCUGAUCCUCCUCCUCCUCCCUCUGUCCUUCCUCACGCCUCCAUUCGCUCAGGGAGCCAUCCACAUCCCCAAAGACUAUAAAGUGCAUAACAUGUCACAGCCUCCAGUGCUGACGGAGAUGCCGACAUCGUACACAGCCUUUUCUCAAGAGGACAUUAAUCUGCCCUGUGAGGCCACUGGUAACCCAACACCCAUUUUCCGGUGGGUGAAGGACGGUAAGGAGUUUGGCUUCGAGCGUAAAGGAUCUGGGACAUUGCAAGCCGAAGACGACGAGCCCCUCGACGCGUACGAAGGCCAUUACCGCUGCUACGCUUCCAACAACCUCGGGACUGCCAUGACACAAACCGUACACGUCAUCGUGGAGCCUCAACCGGUUCUUCAAAAACAGCAGAAAGUACGUAAGCGAGCGUACGAGGGAGAGAGCAUCGUCCUGUCCUGCAACCCUCCAGAAAGCUCCACUCCUCCGCACAUCCACUGGAUGGACAAGAGGAUGGUGCACAUCAAGCAGAGUGACAGAGUGAUGGUCGGCCUCGACGGGAACUUGUACUUUUCUAAUCUUCUGAGGAGUGACAGCAGGGACGACUACAUCUGCAACGCCCAGUAUUCAGCAGCCAGGACCAUUCUCCCCGAGACUGCCGUUACCCUCACUGUCAUGCCCAGUAAUGACGUUGCUAAUGGUAGAAAACCCCAUCUCUUUCUCCCCAUUGGCACCCACAGCACAGUGAACACCCUCAGGGGUCGUAGCAUCACCCUAGAGUGCAUCCCCAAAGGCCUACCCACGCCCAAGGUGGAAUGGAAGAAGAAGGACGGCAGCCUGGAUGAAACAAGCGGCCUGGUGGAAAACAACGGCCGCUGGCUUAAUUUCAACAGCAUCAGCCAGAGCGAUGACGGAGAGUAUGAGUGUAGAGCCUCCAACCUCCAAGGCUCCAUCACACACUCCUUCACCGUCACUGUGGAAGCGGCUCCUUACUGGGUGAAGGAGCCUCAGAACCUGCUGUACGCUCCUGGGGAAACUGUACGACUGGACUGUCAGGCCGAGGGCAUCCCGACCCCCAACAUCACCUGGAGCAUCAACGGUCAGCUGCUCUCAGAAGUGGAUGACGAUCCCCGUCGUAGUGUACUGGGUGGCGUGUUGAGACUGAGGGAUGUUGAAUUCGCUGACACCGCUGUGUAUCAGUGUGAGGCCACCAACAAUCAUGGCUCCAUUCUCCUCAACACCUACCUCUAUGUCAUCGAGCUCCCUCCUCAGAUCCUCUCCUCUGAUCGAGUCGUGUACAAAGUCACUGAGGGCGGAGACAUCAAGCUGCACUGUGAAACCUUUGGUUCUCCACGACCACACGUCACAUGGGAGGGUGAAGACAUGGUUCCUCUGUUGUCGGACCCUCGUGUGUCCCUGCUGACCAAUGGGACGAUCGAGCUGUCCAGCGUCAGUCAUGAGGACAGCGGAACGUACACUUGCUCCAUCAAACACACCAAUAUCUCCAUCACCGCUCACCUGGAAGUCUUCAAUCAAACAGUGGUACUGACGAGCCCCCAGGACGUGCGCACUCUCAGGGGAACCAGCGCUCUGUUGGACUGUCGCUUCUACAAAGACCCUCGGCUCAACAAAUACCAAAUUGUCUGGAGGAUAAACGGACAAAAACUGCUGGAGUUGCCGGGCAAUGACAAGUACACUAUCUUUGAGAAUGGAACCUUGAAAGUGACAAACGUCCAAUCAGAAGACACAGCGCCUUAUUCCUGUGAGGUCAUCACUGACCUGGACAACGUGAAAGCGAGCGGCUCCAUCACUGUAGUGGCACGACCGGACCCUCCGAAGGAUCUGUCUCUGUCUGAUAUCGCCGACCACAGCCUCACUCUCAGCUGGAUCCCGGGACAGUCCCACAACAGCCCCAUCGCAGAGUUCAUCGUGGAGGCCCAGGAGGAGCAGCACACAGAGGAGGGGAAGUGGAGGUGGGAGGAGUGGAAGCGAGUGCCCGGGGACUUCAACCACCUGCAGCUUAACCUCCACCCCUACUGCACCUACCGCUUCCGGGUCAUCGCCGUCAACGAGAUUGGACCCAGCAACCCCAGCAAGCCCUCGCAACACCACCGCUCGCCGCCUGCUGUUCCUGACUUCAACCCCACCGGUGUGCGCAGUGACUCCACGGACCCAAAGACUCUGGUCAUCACAUGGAAUGAAAUGGAGAAGCACUUGCAUAACGGCCAGGACUUCCAGUACAAGGUGUCAUGGCGGGAAGCCGGGGAGACAGGUGUACACUGGAACUACAGCUACAUAAAGUCUCCGCCAUUCUUGGUGAACAACACAGGAACCUAUACACCGUUUGAGAUCAAAGUCCAGGCCGUCAACUCGCUUGGAGAAGGACCGCCACCAGAAGCUGAGAUCGGACACUCUGGAGAGGACAAGCCUGAGGAUGCUCCCACUGGAAUUGAAACUACAGUGUGGAACAGCACAGUCAGAGUCAGGUGGAACGAAGCUCAGAACAUCCGAGGUCUGCUGCUGGGAUACAAGAUCCACAUCAAGAGGUUGGGUCCCCAGGUUGUUCGGGACCGGAGGUCUCUUGGAAAACUGCACCACGGAAAGGGGAAAGAGGACAGACUGGAGCGAGGGAAGGAAAUGGACAGAGAGAGCAGGGAGGUGGUGGUCUACGGCCAGAAGACCUCGGAGGAUGUGCUAGGGCUGCAGCUGUUUUCUCGGUAUGAACUGACCGUCACUGCCUUUAACAGCAAAGGGGAGGGUCCCCACUCUGCGCCUCACCACUUCAGCACCCCAGAGGGAGCUCCUGGUCCUCCUGCAUCACUAAGGUUUGAGAGCCCGACAGAAAAAUCUGUAGUCCUAUACUGGACCCCUCCAGUUGAAACCAAUGGCAUUCUGCUGGGAUACAUGGUGCAGUACGAAGAGGAGGUGGAGAGCAGAGACAACCCGUUGCAGAUGCAGAUGGAGGUCAGUGACCCCAGUGUGACUCACAUUGUGCUGGACUCUCUGGAAUCCAGCAGCCAUUACAUCUUCAAAGUGAUAGCACGCACCGCAAGUGGAUACGGACUUCCCAUCACACAGCGGGGCGCCACCCUGCUUGACGGAGCUCCUCCGUCGAACAUCACCAUAGUCCAGGGUAACACCUUACUCAACCUGAGCUGGGUGCCCGGAGAGCGAAUCAGGAAUCACGGCUUCCACAUCUGCUACCUCAGGAAGACCCCCGGGGCCGAUUGGCAGGAGUCAGAGGUGGUGAACUCCACGCAGGGUUUCUAUUCACUGACAGGCCUCCAACCGGGGACUGAGUACCAUCUGAAGAUCAAGCAUGGAAACGACACCCAGUGGGAGAAUGUGACAUGGACCGUGGGACCAGUGCCGUCUGAGAUGCCCGGCGGCUUCGCCACCCAGGGUUGGUUGAUAGGACUCAUCAGCGCCAUUGUGCUGCUCGUGCUGAUCCUGCUCAUCCUCUGCCUCAUCAAACGCAGCAGGGGCGGCAAAUAUGCAGUGAAGGACAAGGAAGACAAGGAGGUGGACUCUGAAGCUCGGCCGAUGAAAGAUGAGACCUUUGGAGAGUACAGAUCCCUGGAGAGUGAUGGAGAUGAGAAGCGCUCGGACAGCCACCCGUCUCUCUGUGGGGAGAGUAAGCUGGGCAGUGACGACUCUCUGGCCGAAUACGGAGACAGCGUGGACAUCCAGUUCAACGAGGACGGCUCCUUCAUCGGCCAGUACAGCGGCCGGGGACCAGUUCCCCAUGGCAACGAGAGCUCCGGUCCCGCCUCCCCCGUUAACGCAAUCCCACCUCCCCCCAUCGCUCCAUCCAUGUCGAGCAUCCUGAACCGGCCCAGCUAGACAAACACACACACACACUAACAUACACAUUACAAACACACACACACACUAACAAACACAUUACAAAA